CGCGUCCCUGAGCCGACUAGAACAUCAUUAACGUCUCGGGCCGCGCUGGGCUCAAAGCCGGAUCACAGCUCCUGGCUCGGUUUCACCGGGGUCAAAGACUCUGACAGAGAUCAAGAGGACAGCCAUGUUUUCAACCAAGCCAGAGAUCCAGCCGUAAAAGACAAGAGGCGGUCGCCCCCCUCGGCCAGAUCCCCCUCAGCUCCACCACGCAACCCUCACCACAGCAGCUCCACAGACGAACAGGAGAGCCCCGAGAGAGUGGUGCAGAAGGAGAAGCUCCAUGCCGAGCUGAAGCAGGUGUUGAGUCAGAAGAGAAGUCAUCUGAGAGAGUCGACCUGCCAGCUGGCACAACCCGAGAUGGACCCGGACCCAGAGCCAGCAGAGGAACAGAGAGUGGAGGAGGAAGCCUCGAAGGCCGUGGAAAUUGUGGUGGAGACGGAGGCGGAGGCUGGAGCCAGCGGCUACAGUGUGACCGGUGGAGGAGAGCGAGGGAUCUUCGUUAAAGACGUCCUCAAAGACUCUCCGGCUGCCAAGCACCUCAGCUUACAGCAAGGUGACCAGCUGCUGAGUGCCAAGGUCUACUUCGACAAUGUGAAGUAUGAAGACGCUCUAAAGAUCCUCCAGUGUGCGGAGCCGUAUAAGGUCAGCUUCCUGCUGAGGAGGACCAUACCAGGAGCAGAGGUCAGCGCGCGGCCUCGAGUUCCCAGUGUGGAGGUCAAAGGUCCCAAAGCCAAGAUAGCCAAAAUGAGUGUGAAGGGCACCAAGCCGUUCAAGACCAAAAAGAAGAGAGGUGGUCGUUUCGGUCUGAAGAGGCUGAAGGAGAAGCGCAGGGAGGAGCUGGUGGUAGAAGGAACUCCUCCCCGGCUGGAGACGGGUGACGUCGAUGUCGAGUUUUCUCUCCCCAAGUUGAAACAGAAGAAGACUGGGAAGGUCGAAGUGGAAGGAACUGGAGGAGCAUCAGCCAUGGGGAAGGCAAAGACGAAGAUCCGGUUUCCCCACAUGAAAACAAAAGGCUAUGCUGGAGCAGAGACUGAAGGAAAACUGGAAACAGGGCAGCUUGGGGGACAGACUGAGUUUCUCUUCCCUCUGGACCCCUCGACCCACCUUCUCUCCAUCAUCUUUCCUCCUCCUCCUCCUGCUCCUCCUCUUCCAGGCUUCCUCCAGAUAACCCCGGAGGGGUCUCCCCAGGCCCAGCGGAGGGGCGAAGUGGGAGGCGACGCCGACGUUUCGGGGUCGUUCUGCCUCCACACGUCGGGACUCGACUUCACCGCCCAGCAGAUGUCCGAAGACCGCCGAGUCUCCUCCAGCGAGGAGGGAACUGUCACCACGGUCACCAGAACCACCAGGGUCACCCGGCAACUGGUCACCACGGAAACACGAACAGGUGAAACUUCGACCUCGACGACAAAGACGACAACCACUCGCCAGCUGACGGACUUCUAACCGCUGAGGAUGCUGUAGCCGCGACUUCACUGUCUUCUGACUUGUUUUUUGUCGUGUUGUUUUGAGGUUGCAGUGUUAUUGGAAACUCCGCCUGCAACAUGGCUAACCUCCGCUCAGCAGAAGUCUUCAUUUUAUAUUUUAAUAAGUGAGGUAUGAAUGUGAUGACAUUUCAUCAACCAAUAUUACUGUUCAGUAUUACUGCAGCAGAGUAAUAUUUACUUCUUCUUUUUUUUUUUUUCAAUUUCUAUGUGAUUAUACUUUUGCUACUGUACUUUGAGUUUCGUUAGUUUGGUCUGAAAUAUUUUAUUUGACUUUGUUGGAUUUUUUUAAAGCAGGAAUGUAAAAAACGUCUAGUUGCUUCGUUGUUUUUUGUGUUUGAAACAUGAUUUACUCACAUCAGCAUCGUGGAUCACGCCACGAUUUACCGGCAAAGAAACAGAAAAAUAAGGGGAUUUAGUGUUUGGAAGAUUUUUCAGAUGUUUUUUGGAAAGUUUAAUUUCUUUUUCCAGUGAGGAAAAUACAAAUCCCAACAAAAAAUUUCAAAAUUUCAAUCAACCCACACAAUCGACUCUGCAGCUCAUCCCACAAAUGCAUCUUCAUCACAGUUGUGACACCUUUCAGAAGAGAAAUAUUGAGAUUUUCCAAGAAGCCUUGUUAUAAUCAGUCCAACACAAAAGUCCUCGCUGUAGUUCUUUGGAGCCACCUCAGUGUUUUUGUAAAUAUAAGUAUAAGUAUAGGAUUACUUUUUCAAAGCAGUAAUCCCUUCAAAUCAAACCUGAGUCGGGACUAGAGCAGAUAUUAUGAUCUGAUAAAUUAUUUUGUCUGUCUUGAAGGAGAAGUGUGAGCUUUUUUGAGAGGCUUUUUCUCAAUUCUUGCCACAGUUUUUUUUUCUUUUCUUUUUUUUUUUUAAAAUAUAAGAUGCAUUUAGUCGGUGCUGUUUCCCAGAAACAGCCCCAGUGUGUGGACAGGACACUUUGGACCCUUGUUUUAUUUUUGCUGUGGGGAUCAAACCUGUGACCUUCUGCUCUUCUACAUUUAGGCCGACCUGCUGCUAAUCUGUUUCAUAUUUAUGUUUGACUGUAAACUACUUAAAAAAAUUAAAAAAAGGACGACUCUGUAUGUUUUCUGAAACUCAUGAGCUGUGUUUCAGAGUGCCGAGGAUCGGGAUAGGGGGAUAUCUGGGAUGCUGUCAGGCACUGAGUUGUUCACUCUGAGGCUGCUGCAAUGAGACUAGUUAAGGAGUGGCCAGCCUUGAUCUCUCACAACCAUCACAUGAUUGAAAACAUGUCCUCUGAACAUUAAAAAAGGGAGGAUUGUGAGAUGUAACUGUAUCUUAACAAUGAAAACAUUUUGUAUUUGUGCUUCAUACAAAGGAAAAAAAGCCUUUUGCUUUAAUUUAUGUAUUUAUUUUAUUGCCUCCACAUUAAGACAUUUACAGUGUAGUCUCAAAUGUAUAAAAAUUUGUUGCUGGCAUUAAACGAGGGCUUUUCUUGAUUGCAUUUUUUCAGGAUGCAACAAAAAAAAAAAACAGUCAAAAUCUUUAACUGAAGGUGAAACAUUGAAGAAUCAGUUGUUUGUGGUUUAUUUGAUCUGUA
This is a messenger RNA of Salarias fasciatus (jewelled blenny), 3038 nucleotides long. RefSeq names its product periaxin (gene prx). Lineage: Eukaryota; Metazoa; Chordata; Actinopteri; Blenniiformes; Blenniidae. The transcript has 9 exons. Gene Ontology annotation, molecular function: protein binding. Gene Ontology annotation, biological process: peripheral nervous system myelin maintenance; regulation of RNA splicing. Gene Ontology annotation, cellular component: cytoplasm; nucleus. The annotation marks the transcript as partial. The record is from RefSeq and is a predicted model, not a curated record.